Molecule: messenger RNA, 2530 nt
Organism: Lepus europaeus (European hare)
Lineage: Eukaryota; Metazoa; Chordata; Mammalia; Lagomorpha; Leporidae
Gene: HOXD13
Product: homeobox D13
Biological process (GO): regulation of transcription by RNA polymerase II
Molecular function (GO): RNA polymerase II cis-regulatory region sequence-specific DNA binding; DNA-binding transcription factor activity, RNA polymerase II-specific
Source: RefSeq, a predicted model, not a curated record
AUGAGCCGCUCCGGGAGCUGGGACAUGGACGGGCUACGCGCGGACGGCGGGGCCGCGGGGGCCGCCCCGGCCUCCUCUUCCUCCUCCUCCGUGGCGGCGGCGGCGGCGCCGGGCCAGUGCCGGGGCUUUCUCUCCGCGCCAGUGUUCGCCGGGACACAUUCGGGGCGGGCGGCGGCGGCGGCAGCGGCGGCGGCGGCUGCUGCCGCGGCCUCGGGCUUCGCAUACCCGGGGACCUCUGAGCGCACCGGCUCCGCCUCGUCGUCGUCUUCGGCUGUGGUCACGGCGCGCCCGGAGCCUCCCCCCGCCAAAGAGUGCCCGGCGCCCGCGCCCGGCGCCGCCGCUGCAGCAGCGCCCCCCGGCGCUCCCGCGCUGGGCUACGGCUACCACUUCGGCAACGGCUACUACAGCUGCCGGAUGUCGCACGGCGUGGGCUUACAGCAGAACGCGCUCAAGUCGUCGCCGCACGCCUCCCUGGGGGGCUUCCCGGUGGAGAAGUACAUGGACGUGUCGGGCCUGGCUAGCAGCAGCGUACCGGCCAACGAGGUGCCCGCGCGAGCCAAGGAGGUGUCCUUCUACCAGGGCUACACGAGUCCCUACCAACACGUGCCCGGCUAUAUCGACAUGGUGUCCACUUUCGGCUCCGGGGAGCCUCGGCACGAGGCGUACAUCUCCAUGGAGGGCUACCAGUCCUGGACGCUGGCCAACGGGUGGAACAGCCAGGUGUACUGCGCAAAGGACCAGCCACAGGGGUCCCACUUUUGGAAAUCGUCCUUUCCAGGGGAUGUGGCUCUAAAUCAGCCGGACAUGUGUGUCUAUCGACGGGGAAGAAAGAAGAGGGUGCCCUACACCAAACUGCAGCUCAAAGAACUGGAGAACGAGUAUGCCAUUAACAAGUUCAUUAACAAGGACAAGCGGCGGCGGAUUUCGGCUGCCACGAACCUAUCCGAGAGACAAGUGACCAUUUGGUUUCAGAAUCGAAGAGUGAAGGACAAGAAAAUUGUCUCCAAGCUCAAAGAUACUGUCUCCUGAUGUGGGCCAGACUGGCCGUAGACAGUUUAAAUGCCUUUACUCGUCUCCAAAAGACCUUGGGAAAGACUUGAAUAUGUAUUUAAUGCCCCACAUCCCCUGCCAGUGAUGGCAAAUUUUGUGAAUUGUUUUUCUCUCUUCUCCUUAUCUGGCUCUGAAACCUUUUUGCUGCCCAACCUGACUUUGUAGCUCUGUUCCUUACAUGUUUAUUAUUGAUUUUGUUUUUGUCCAGGUUUUUGUUUGUUUGUUUUAAUGAUUUUUUUUAGUGUUCUGUUUCUCCCUCCAGGCCAGUAUAAAGGACUUGAAGUAUUUUUUUUUUUUUAAUAAUCCUCCUUCCCCCCAAAGAAUUUCAGAAGUGCCAUUCUGAUUUAAGGAUUUUUUUUUUUUAAAUCACUUUACAUGUCUGUUUCCAGCACUGAUUAUCUUCAUAAUCCAUUAGGGCAGAACGAUUUGCAGUCAUUCAUAUCCUGUGAUUGGGUAAUUGAAUCAUUAGCUCUCAGCAGUUGCCCUGAGGCAAGUGGAGAAACAGCUCUGGGCUGGCAGUGCUCUGGGGUCACCAGGAAAGUCCUGAAAGCAGGAGGCUGCCGGUACAGCAGUGGCUUUAAAAGCAGCAACCUUAUUAAAGUAGAGUUUGUAUCAGUAUUGGAAUGAAGACAAUCUUUCCAAGUCCAUCUUUCACACUUGUGUUUGUUAUAUAUUUUUAAGACACCUGUAGAUUUGUGCUUUUAUCAUCUUUAAUUUGAAAAUAUGUUCACAUAGAUGCCUUCAUUUUUUGAACUCUAGAGGCAGACAUUUAAAUGGUGCAACUGGCAGAGUGACCCGUGGAUGGUAUAAGUGCACCCUAUUUCCUUGGCCUUGGAUCUGUAAGAAUGGGAUUGAGGCCACCUCAAUCCCUCAAACAGACUGAAUCGCGUGGCGCCGUGGAUAGAAACUUUUGUCCAAAACCCAAUGAAGAGCUUUGCUGUCUGAACAAAUGCAUCAGGCCUCAUAUGGAGCUUUAAAACACCUAACAAAUGCAAAAAAUGUGGCGCUCACUGUAGGGUCCAAGGAGAAAAAAGAAAGAUGUUUCUGAAAGCGAUGAUAAGUAACUACUUUUUAAAGUGCUGCAUAUUUAUACAACUGAGAGAUUAUUUUUGUAGUUGCAAUGUCUGUGAGCUGGGAUAUGUGGGCAGUGCUUCAGGCAUUAAAAAAAAAUCACUUUUUACUCCUAGGGAGAUGCAAAUAAACAGAACUGUCUCACUCUCUCGUUUCCUGUGAGUCUUCAUAGAUUCGUUUUCUUUUUACAAGCUUAUGUGCCUCCAGAAACUCUUCUUAUUUAUUAUAAAAUCUUGCUAUCCUGAACACUAUGAUGAAGGAUACUCAACACCAGUUCUGCUUUCUGAAACCUGCACGCUCUCCACUUCUGCCCCCUCUUCCUUCCCUGUGGAUUUAACAUAGCGAUGUUUUUUAAAUGAGGAUAUGAUUUGUGGCGUCUAAAAUGAUAUUUUUAUCAGACCAGAUCAAA